Messenger RNA from Heterocephalus glaber (naked mole-rat), 4334 nucleotides. Its product is annotated as zinc finger protein 772-like. Gene Ontology annotation, biological process: regulation of transcription by RNA polymerase II. The record is from RefSeq and is a predicted model, not a curated record. Lineage: Eukaryota; Metazoa; Chordata; Mammalia; Rodentia; Bathyergidae. Gene Ontology annotation, molecular function: DNA-binding transcription factor activity, RNA polymerase II-specific; sequence-specific DNA binding. Gene Ontology annotation, cellular component: nucleus.
GUGGCGUGCAUCCUGGUGACCCUUAGAUCUGUGCGCUGAUGGGAUUUUGAACUGUUGCUCCAGCCCAAGGUAAAGUGAGCGGGAAGGCGCGAAGAGGCGUUGUCCGCACAGACAGAGAUGGUUUUGUGUCUCCGAAGGGUGCCACAGGCGGGACUUCGCACAGGACAGGCUGGCGUGCGGGUUUGUCUUGGUCUCUUGCCUCUUCAGGGUCCGCCCCACCACAGCUCUGAAGAUGGCCGCCGCUCUGGUGACUCUGCUUAGGUCAAUGCUGCAUCCCCUAGACCUGCACCUAUGCAGACCCUGCCUCCAAAUCCUGAAGCCCCGAGUGCAGGGCUCCUAUCUAGGUUAUUUCAGCCCGGCCGCUUUAUUCAGGAGAGAGGAGUGUCCCUGGGUGAGGUCACCGUUUGUAAAAACCUUCAUGGUGAGGAGUAGAAGAGUUCUUUACAGAGGGACCAGCCUGUGCAAGGCUUGGAGGUGCAGUUGAGGAGCAAUCGGGAAACGUGAGCAGAUGAAUUAAAUAUGGAACGGCAGCUGCAACCUGCCAUUCUGAGGGCUCCGGAAGAAAUGGAGGGAACGAACAGAGACUAGAGCUGAGUAAGGAUUUUAAGAUUCCUGGAGGUUGCUCAAAGGAAAACAGACUGGGACAUGAGAGGAGAGGGAAAUCUUGAGGCUGCAGCCACAAAAUAGGAGACUUUGUGCAGAAGCAGAGCUGUGGCAGUAAAUGUGGGAGAAGUACAGUUACUUACGGGUCGAUUUUUAAGAAUAGAAAACUAGCGAGGGAGUUUUAAUCCACUUCAGGAUGCAUAUUAUCGAGAUACUUUCAUAUACAGGAUAGCCUAAUUUUAUUGGUUUAAAUAUGCUUAAUAUGCUCCAGACUACAAAUGCAUUCAGUCAAUAAUAUCGCUGUCUGUUUGUGGAAGACAUGUUCUCAUGGAUCAAAUGCGGAGAUAUUAAUAAGCUUGCAUUAAGCCACCUGGAUUGUUUCCAUGGCUUCAGAAGUGCUUAUGAGCUAUGCACAGCAAGACAGUGUGACCUUUGGGGAUGUUGCUGUGGACUUUUCCUGGGAGGAAUGGAAGCUUCUUAAUGAGAUGCAGAGACUCCUGUACCGGGAUGUGAUGCUAGAGAACUUUGGCCUUGUGGCCUCAUUGGGACUCGUGUCUUCCCAAAUUCAUGUCCUGGUCCAGCUGGAACUGGAGGAAGACUGGGUGGCUGAUCGAGCAGACUUGACUGUAGCUGCAAGAGAACCCUGGAGGCGGACUGUCUCUUGUUCUUGGUUUCGAGUGGAAGAUGAGGAGCCACCUUCUCCAGGAGCAUCAUGGGUCAGGGUUCCCAAGGUGGAUCUGGCUACUCUGAAAGCCUACCCUUGUGGGAUGUGUGGCCCAGUCAUGAAAGACAUUUUGCUACUUGCUGAGCAGCAGGGACUACAUCCCAGGCACAAACUGCACACAUGUGGGUCAUGUGGUAGACAAUUCUGGUUCAGGAUAAGUAUCCCUCAGGACCAGAAGCAGCACAGUGGAAGGAAUCACAUCAGAGGUCAUGAGGACAGGGAUUUGCAUGUGAACAACUGCCAGCUUCAUGUGCUAGGGAAUCCUUUCACAUGUGAAGAUGGGGGGAAGGACAUCCUGUCCAGCUCAUGCCUUCUGCAGCAUCAGACCCUUCACACCGAGGGGAAUUUUCCCAUAAGGACUGAGAGCAAUGAGGCUUUUCACGUCAGAGAAUACCAUUACGAGUGCAGUGAAUUUGAGAAAUCCUUCAGCCACAUACACGGACUUCAACAUCAGAAGAUUCACACUGGAGACAGGUCUUAUUCAUGUAGUGAGUGUGGUAAAUCCUUCAGACAGAAAGGUAGACUUGUUCAGCACCAGAAAAUCCACAGUAGAGAAAAGGCUUACCAAUGUAGUGAAUGUGGGAAAUCCUUUCGACAAAGCUAUGGCCUCAUUCAGCAUCAGCGAGUUCACACUGGAGCAAAACCUUACAAAUGUAGUGAAUGUGGGAGCUUUUUUAGCUACAAAACCACAGUUAUUCGGCAUCAAAGAAUCCACACUGGAGAAAAGCCUUAUGAAUGCAGUGAAUGUGGGAAAUUCUUUAGACAAAGAUCUGGCCUUAUUGGACACCAGACAGUUCACUCUGGGAUAAAACCUUUUGAAUGUAGUGAAUGUGGGAGAUUCUUUAGCCGCAAAGUCACACUGAUUCGGCAUCAGAGAAUCCACACUGGAGAAAGACCUUACAAGUGCACUGAAUGUGGGAAAUUCUUUAGCCAAACCUCUGGCCUUAUUUCACACCAGAGAGUUCACACUGGUGAAAAGCCAUAUGAGUGCACUGAAUGUGGGAAGUGUUUCAGCCAUAGAUCAAGCCUCAAUUUACAUCAGAGAGUUCACACUGGUGAAAGGCCUUAUGAAUGCAGUGAAUGUGGGAAAGCUUUCAGCCUUAAAUCUGCACUUGUUCGACACCAGAGGAUUCAUAAUGAAGAAAGAACUUACAAGUGCAGUGAAUGUAAGAAAUCCUUCACUGACAAGUCCAGCCUGGUUAAACAUCAAAGAAAUCACACUGAAGAAAAGCCUUAGGCCAAUGGAUCUCCCUUCUUUUUUUUUUUUUUUAUGGUACCGGGCAUCAAACUCAGGACCUUGUGCUUGUGUGCCAGGCGCUGAUCUCCCUUAUUUGAUACCAUAAAGCUCACCCUGGAAGAAGGCCUUGGGGUGCAAGGAGCAUGUUACCUGCUUUUGGUUAGCAUAAUGAAUAUCACCUGAGAAAUUCUGAGUGUAGUCUGUGUGAGGUAGCCAUCGGCCACAAGUUGAAUCCUACACCUGGACUUUUAUACUAGAGAUUUCCUAAGUGCCAGGUGUAUGAAAAGCUCUCAGGAGCUGUAUGGAUUUUCUAACCUGCCCACAGCCUUUGGCUGAGAUAUGUCACUGUUGUUACCUAUGGCUAAUGCCAUUUCUCUAGCAGCUGGCAAGUGUGUGUCAGUUUACACUGUGUGCUUAAGGAAGGCAGGCCUUUAUACUAUCUCCCCUUCCGUGGAGCAUAUGAAUAGUAUGAGCCCAUUGGAGUCUGUUGUGAUCGUUUUCACACAUUGGAUGCAAUUACUAGAGUUGGGGGCAGCAGACUUCAAGAGAUCGCCAUCUGAAUGUGUAUGCAGAAAUACCUAGUCACUAGCUGUAAGAGAUGAUGGCAUAUGAAUAUUCUUGGGACAUCCCAACUUGUGAACAUGGUUGUUAGUAGAGCAAGUAAUCGUAUUUUCUAGAAUGCUGAGGCUUUUUGGGCUGUUCACCUGAAGCCUUUGCUUUAUAGGCAAGAAAGCAGAAGAGUGGAAAGAGAUUAUAGUCUAGUUGUGACGCUCCACUCACAAAUAGCUUUUACUGCUCACUAGUAUUUACUUCCACUCAAGCAGCUCUGUCCUUCCCAAAGUGUGAGGACAAAGUUAUGGUAGAAUCAGUAUGUUUGCCAAAUCUUGUUUUUCCACAAAAGCAGGAGAUCCCAAUUUAUAUGUUGAAUCUUUUUUUUUUUGGUGCUGGGGAUUGAACUCAAGACCUUGCUUUUGUGAGGCAGGUGCAGCGUCAACUGAGCUAAAUCCCUGGCCCCAUGUUGACAGUUUUUUAAAAAGCUCCAUUGAGAUAUUAUAAUUGAUGUGUGAUACACUAUGCAUAUUUAAAGUACCAAGUGUAAUAAGUUUUAUCUAUAAUAUAAGAAAUCACCAUAAUCAUGGUAGACAUUCAUCAGUUUUUUAAUGCCCCUUCAUAAUUUCUUUCUUUUCUCUGACUCUCUAUUCCUACGACCAAACAUUAGUUUACUGUCUUUCAUUAUACAGUAAUCCUCAUAAUUUGUUUCAGUUGCUGUGGUUUUAGUUACCUUCAUCAUCGAUGGUCUGAAAAUAUUAAAUGGGAAAAUAUGGAAAAAAAACUUCAUAAAUUUAAAAAUAGUGCUGUUAAUACAACAUUGUUUUAAUUGUUCUGUUUAUUGUGUUAAUCCCUUGAUAUGUCUAAUUUAUAUUUAAACCUUAUAGUAGGUAUGCAUAUUCAUGGAAAAAAACCCUGUAUAUAGGAGUAGAUGCCAUUCACGGUGUUAAGUGUGGUUUCAUGAGGUCUUGGAACAUAUCCCCUGUAGAUUAGAAGACACUAUUGUAGACUUGUUUUUUAUUAUCUAUAAUUUUAUAUAAAUGAAGCAAUAAAAUAUUCUCUUGCCCACCCCCAAUAGCAUAAUUAUUUUAGUAUUUUUCCAUUGUGCUUAUACAAACAAACACUUAAGGACACCCAGCAGUUUGUUCUUCUGUUCAUCUGUUAAGGAAUAUUUGGAUUCUCAUUUGGAGCUGUUACAAAUAAAGCUGCUCUGAACAUUCA